UCUUGUCUCUUGUUGUUGUAGUUUGCGUGUCAGGGUAUUUGUCUGGACUGGUCACCCUCUACCUCACCCCUCCUCUUCCCUUCUCUUGUCUCUGUACAUUUUGUCAGUGCCUGUGCCCUCCAUCUCUUCCACUUGAGUGCUCCCCAGUUUGGGAGUCUCUUUCUCUUCGCAGAGGGAAGAGAAGGGCUGGAAACCACAUACACAAAGACACACCACAGAUCGGAAGGCUCUUCAUAAAAACAUGGAAUCCUCCUUAAUUCUGUAGUUUGAAAGGCGUUUUGGAGCCAUUUUUACUGUGUGUGCAAAACAACCACCUAAUAUUCAUCUUGGAUUCAGGUUUUUCAGCUCAGCUAACACAUUUUUUAUUCAUUGGAAUUAAUUACAAGGGAAUUUUCAGUUGUCCAUUUAAUGCUGUUACUGAGUGGUCAUUCAACACAGAAUUUUUAUAUAUGUUGUUUAGGAGUGCUUUUGGUUGUUUUAAGGGCCUAAUAUUGAUACUGCCAUGUCUGUUUGACUUGUCUUUGUUUUACCAUCAACACUGACCCUUGUGUAUAUGUGACAGGUGUGUAGCUUCAACCUAAUGACAAAGUCAAGGAAAGACAUGCAGGUCAUAGGAGCUGGUGAACAGAACGUUUCAAGAGGCUUGGAAUAAACGAACAGGAGGCAGGAAAAUGACCUAAUUAGCAAGAACCGUGGCGAACAACCUGGAGCAAAUGUGUUGGUGGUAAUUUCCCCAGUUUCACCCACAAGGCACACACAUGCAUCAGCGCACAUACACGUACAACACAUUUGCAAACCCUGCCCUUCCCUUCCUGCCAUCCACCCCAGUCCUCCAUGGAUUCCUGCAGCUUCCACUUUGAGAGAAUGAGCAACGUAGAUCUGCAUCCUCUGAGCCUCCCUAUCAGCCGGCUCUCCCCAGCCAAGUCCAGCAGUAGCAUUGUUGACCAACUUGCCCACCAUCAACACGGCAAAGGAGACUCUGCCUACAGCUCCUUCUCUGGUGGGUCCACUGCCCCAGACUACCCCUCUCCCUUUCUCUCAGACGAUUUACAGUCCAGCUCCUUCAGCCACUAUGCUGAUCUUAGGUUUGUAAAAUCCAUUUACCAUCCAACCCACGUUCUACAGUCCGACUCUAAAACCAUGGACCAGCUCUGUCGAUCUAUGGAAGCUAUCUCCCAGCAUUAUCACAACAAUACCAGCACCAAUAUAAACCACCACAACCUCAAAGACAAUGAUGGUGUCCAUACCAACAACAAAACAGUCUCUAAACAAGAGGUGUCUUUGGGGGUUCCAUCCCAAAGUGCUCCUGCCCAUCCUCCUCCAGUCCCAGCACGCCUGGAUAGUUUCAUAGCCACAAAAAACUUAGAGAACAGCAGGGUCCACCAGCACAGUCCUGAGUUUAAACCGCAGCAGCCUAGACCCUACAAUCGACCCCAUCCCCCACCUUAUGGUUUGAAUACCUCAAGACCUGAGGCUAACCCAGAUUCAGGUAACUCAAGCUUCAAUUCUGACCCAGUGUAUCCAGUUUGGAGGGGCUCUCAACAGCGCCAACCACAGCCCCAGCAACCACCAAGCUACCGCCCCCCCCUCCAGCCUCGUGAUCAGACUAGGUUGCCACUGAACCCAGAAUACCUUUUCAUCACGGAUAACAAAGCUGCCUCCGAGCAGCAUAAGUCAACAAACAUUCUAAGCCGAUCGCCUCCCAGAGGCACAAGCCAGCCUGAGGGCCUGAAACCCAGACAGCCCUCAACUAGUGCAGGAUGUAAUGGAGACCAUCACAACAAGUUCAGUGGUAGCAGUAGUCAUUUUCAGAGACAGCGCAAAAGGGCGCACUCAGCUUAUGACUGGCUUGAGCCAGAUCCAACCCAAGAUACCAGCCCCUGGAAUGCUGGUCAAAAUUUUAUCAACAGCAGCAUACAGCAUAAGGGUCAGUUCUACUUUGUCACAGGAGUAUGUACACUGUCUGAUUCUAGUAUGAGGACACACUCUGCAUCUGUGUGUGGGUCUGAGGCCAGGAGUGACAGCUCCACUGUGCUGGAAAAGUACCAGCUGAGAGAAAAAGACAGAUCCCACAGUACAAUGGAUAAUUUGUUUAGACCCCUCGAAGAGAGUUCUCGCACCUCCAGUGGUACGAUACCAGAUGAGAUAGAGGUUUUCACUUCUGUGUCGCAGAGCAAGAACCUGUCUUCCAGGAGUCAGGAUCAGGAGAAUCACACACCAUCAUUCAUCUCAAUGCAGUCCUCUCGAAGCUAUGAUGCCUUAGAAGAAAUAGACAUGAUGCAGAAUCGAGAGAUUGGCCGUCACACUGCCAGUAACCCUAUAUUCUACUGUGGUCCUGACAGAAACUGCUCCCCACAUUCAGCCAUGCAAACAAAGGGGGUUGCUACGAUGAUAAGCAAUGAACAGCCCAGCCAGUACAAGAGAGAAGAGCAGGCAAAGAAAGGAAAACACCAUCCCUUGGGGGAUGUAGCUAGUGAGCGGAUAAACAAAGAAACCACUCCACUUCUGUACCAUCUCACCGGAGCCAGCAGGGCAUCGUUACAGCCUAAUAAGGAUGCUGGUUUCAGUAUAAAAGGCAAGGAUGCAGUCCUAAACAAAACAAGUCAUGGGGAUACGGUGAACGAUAAUGAGAGCCCUCCACAUGGUGACGUGAGCAGAGAGGAGGUUAUCUCUGUUGCUUGUAACACUUUGGAUGACUCAUUUACAAAGUAUUACAAAGAAAAGCUGAAGGAUGCCCAGUCAAAAGUCCUGAGGGAGACAUCAUUUAAAAGGAGGGACCUGCAGCUGUCAUGGCCACACCGUAUCAGGCAAAAACCUGAGCUGAGGCCUACAGUGGUUCACUGUUUCUCCUCAUCACAGGACUCUGAGACUUCCACAGACACACUCACUCCUUCUGUGACCUCUGAGGAGACAGAGAGGGGGAGCAUAAAGGAAGCAAUCAGGGAGAAUCAGAAGAAGAUGGACAACGGGACUGAAAAGGAAGACGGGAGACCAGCAAAUGUGGCCCAGCCCCAGGUGGCACGCAUCGGAGGCAGGAGGCGACUAACUCCAGAGCAGAAAAAGAUGUGCUACUCUGAACCAGAGAAACUCAACCAGCUUGGUGGUGCCCCCAACCACUCUGCUUGCCGCUCCUUUGGCAAUGAAAGUGAUAACCUGAUUGCAGUUGAAUGUGAAGGAGAGGAACCUGAACAGCAAGGAGAGCAGGGACUGGUUGCAGCACGGAGGAAGAUGUUUGAGACAAGAGGUCGAGCCCUUUCAGCUCCUAGUUCCUCAAAGACAAACCUAAAACAUCUGCAACAUAAGGCCCUGGUGGAGUACAUGGAGCGUAAGACAAGUCAGAAAGUGGCUGAACCUCAGCAACCAGCACCUCAGUUACCACCAGUUACCAGACAGAGGUACUCUCUGGGGGAGAAGCCAUUUGACUGGGGUCCCAGGCCCCUAUCAGGAAAUCACGAAGGCAAAAAUAUGAAGAAGAAGCUCUACAGACCCCACUCUGCGGGCCGCAUCCUUGAUUCUGCCACUGGUUCCAUCAGGUAUGCACAGUUCUUCUCAGCGCAGUCUUGUUCAGGCCAAUAUGCUGGUCACUCAAAUCAACCUAGGUGGAGGGAGAGCAAAGGUCCAUCUCAGGGGAAGUCUGCCUCAGUGGAGAAUCUCUUGGACCAGCUAGAAGCACCUAAUUUCUUCAGGAACAGAUCAACAUCCACACCACAUGCAAUUAAUGCACAUGACGAUGAGAAGGAUGCCUUACCAGAUAAUUCUAUGGAAACCUGCAGUCCCCAGAAGGAUGUCACUCAGGUCUCCUUGGAAAAGCCAGGCCCCAAGGGUCCUCAGCAUGUCUCUAUGGCUGCACAGAGGGGUAAGUCUAUGGAAGAGCUUGGAGCAUCAAAAUUACCAAGAACUUCAGCUCUGAGUAAAAGUUCUGAGCACCUGGAUCAACUGUGGAGGCAUUCGACUGAACCUGGAGGACCGGACAAAGACAUUUCAUUCAUUUCCGAAGUUAGAAAAGCCCAGGGGCAGGAGAGAGGGAGGAAGAAACAAUGUGUAUCAGAGCAAGAGGAAAAAGACUCAGAGAUUGUUGGUCAGAAGAACACUCAGGGUCAGACUCAAAACCAAACCCAGAAAAAGUCCUUGAUAAAGCAGAACUCAGAACCAGGGGAAGCUGCGACAGUAGGAACAAGGAGCUCAAGUAGAUCCACCUCCCCGGCCUCCUACUCCUCUUCUCAAGCCAGGGUUCGGUCUGCAUCUCAUGGUGCAGAUAUGUUGAGGUCCAGUAGACCACCCAGUGAAACUCUGUCUAACCCCCCAUCGCCCAGAAGUCUAGAGACCAGUGAGAGGAACAUCAAAUCCACCUUGUCCACUCCCAGCCAGUCAAAUCUUCCUUUUGAAAACAAGUCUUGCUUCAGGACCUCUCCUUCCGUGACUGCAUCAGAGAGAGAGCAGUCAGUGGAUGAACCAAGCAAUGACGCCCUACCACAUGAAGUGUCUCUGAGCUGUGGUGUCACCACAGAUCCAUCGCUGUGGAUGCUCCCCCCAGAGGAACAGAUCCAAGAGGAAGUCCAGAUUUCACUGCUGACAGACAUCGUUUUAGAAGAGAAGUCCACCAGCGUAGCUCCUCAAAUGCAGACAAACGAAACCUGUGUGUCUCCCUGCACCUCCACCUUUGAUGUAGACAUCAGUCAGCAGGUGGAGGAGGAGAAAAAUCCAGAAAUGGGAGAUGAGAGGUCUAGAGAAAACCAAAAGGUAGAGGAGAGGGGAGCACCAGAGGGAGAGACGGAGAGCCUGGAGAGGCCCAGUGGGAGACCUCAGUGGGAGGAGCUUGUAGAAGCAGUGGUCAAGGCCGACCAAUCACUGGCCAGAGUGCUCUACCCACUGGCCAAUCGUAAGACGGCGCUGAUGCUGAUGGAGCAGCUACUAUCAGAGGACACACUGCUGAUGGAGGAGCACUACAAGAAGAAACAGGAGCAGAGAGGAGCAGCAGAAAGUGUUGAAAUAGUGAAAGGGGCUGAACCAUCUCCUUGUGCGUCUGAUCCUGACAGCCUUAAACCUCAGUGUGCAGACCUGCAGAGCAAAACAGACAUUACAGAGAAGAAGCGUCUAUUAGUGUCAUUUAUUGAGGACCACCUGCGCUCACUGGAGGAGAUGCGUGGUGCCCUCCAGGUAGAGAUUCAGGAGAACAUGGCUCUAGGGGAGACGCUGGAGGUGCUGGUCCGUGACUGCUGUCUGCCUGUGGAGCUGGAGAGGUACAGCCUGUUCAUAGGAGACCUGGAGAGGGUGGUCAACCUGCUGUUAUGCCUCUCUGCUCGGUUGGCCAGGGUGCAGAAUGCCCUGAGCACCGUGGACCAGCACACAGAUGUUGAGGAUAAGCAAUCUCUGGACAGUCGCCAUCGUCUGCUGUGCAAACAGAGGGACGACGCCAAAGAUCUGAAGGAUAACCUAGAUCGGAGAGAGAGCCUGGUGUCCAGCUUCCUGUCACGCCAGCUGUCUGCUGAGCAGCUGAGAAACUACCGGCACUUUGUCCAGACCAAGGCCUCGCUGCUCAUCCGGCAGAAGGAUCUGGAGGAGAAACAGAGGCUUGGAGAAGAACAGCUGGAGGCGCUUUUCAACAGCCUGAAUCUGUGAGGAGAGGAGAGGCAGCAAAAGAGCUGGAUUUCUCCUUCCGUCUUUACUUGCCUUAUAAGAAGAUAUGUAUGAAGUUUUGGCUGUACUUUGCUGCUCAGUUUGCAUGGUGGUCCAGCUGACGUUCCAGCCCUCUGCACCCUCUCAUGACUUUAUGUCCUUUAAAAGCAUCUGACACAGUGACAAGGGAGCCUUCCAUGCUAUUCUGCUCUCCUCCCAUAACUACAGGCUGCAUAUGAGAUGAACGCUGUUGAUGUCUUUCUGUCAUCUACUUUGGAUGCCCAGAAGACUCACCCACUUUCCACUCAGCACCAUGCUCAGUCUGCACAGUCUGCAGUGUGCAUCUGAAGACUGGUCUCCUUAAGCUGUACUGUACAUGAUUCCUUUGACUUUAAGCAAAACUCUUCUGUGUGCCUUGCUAUUGGUGUCGCAGUGGAACAUUUUCCAUUAGUGCUGCUGUGUGGAAACUUUGCACCCCCUGUUAGCGAUUCAGCAAUAGUUCUUUGUGUUUUGUUCAGAUGGUAGUGCUGCAGCCCUCUGUCUGCACCUGUGGAAACCUAUUAUAAGCUUUAAGAUUGUAUUUUGACCAGCGAGAAGGCUUCAAUCAAAGAGAGUAGCCUGAGAGAGGCGGUGUACUGUGUCAUGUCAGUAAAGUGUACAGUAGAUGUAGUAAAUGUAAUUUUUGUUUCAAUAUUUUUAAUGUGUUUCAAAAUAAGGCACUAAAAACCAAAAAAGGUGAAUGAAAAAGCACUUUGUAACCAUAUAUACAUGCACAUUUCAUCAAAUCAGACUUGUUUUCAAAAUCAUUCUAAUGAAAGCCUAAUUCCAUCCAUUGAAAUAAUAUUUCUGUUUCACUUCUCUUUUGUUUUGUCAGUAAUUUUAAACAGGAAUGUUGAAGGUAUGUUUUAUAAAACAUAUAUGAGCACACCCAGCAACAUUAACAACUGUGUACAAACACUUUUCCAGCUAAUUUCAUACUUCAUGCUUUUAAGUCUUGAUGUUUUCAUGCUGGAAUAAAUCUUCAUACAGAGGUGCUAAACCUCUUUAAACCAGAUUAUAAAUUAGCAGCAGUUAUAUCAUUAUGAGUAUUUUCUCAGACACAUGAUACUUGAAAUAGCUUUUUUUUAUAAAGAUAAGUCCAUAGUCUUCACUUCAGGUGUCUUAAAGUUUCUAUGCUCUACCUCCACAGCGUAGCCCCUUUUAAACACAUUUCAUCUUUAUUUAAUUACUUUACUUUUACAUUUGUCUCUAAUGAAAAAGGUCUUCUUGAUAGCCCUAAAUGAAAACACACACACUUGACUCAAAUGGAUUACCCCUUUUUUAAAGACUCUCACAUUUUUCAGCAACACCUGUGAUUCCACAUUAAUAUUUAUCUUUAGUUUUUAUAGUUAUAUUCAUUUCUUUCGAACUUUAUCUUCAUCCAGAUUCAUUGGAGAGCUUUGCAUCAAAUUAUGUCUUAAUUUUGUGUCAGUUGUUGAACAGAAAGACAGAACUCCUCUUUCUGUUUGCAAAUGUUAGUUUCACCAGAUCAUAAAAUGAUCUAAAUUUUAUGUCCCCCUGCAAAUUAUACCUGUUGGCUGUACUGAAAACAAGUGAUCCAGUGUAUGGCCUGGCUGUUGUGCAUGUGAUAUUUAUGUAAUAAUGAACGCAAAGGGGCAGAGCAUCAUUAGCAGCCUCCACACACACACGCACAAAAUCAUGCAUUCACAAACACAAACUAUCAGACAAAUAUCGGAAACUAGGUCCUUUUUUUUUUGACAGCUUCACAACGUCCACCGCCACCCCUAAAACUCUGUCCCUCUCUGUUUGCUAAACAAGUAUGUUUUUGUUUUGGCCUUUGUGCUGGCGCAGGACUCAAAAGACUCGCAUGUUGUUCUCUGCAACCUGUUGGAAUUCCUAAAGUAUGUGAAUGAUCAGCAUUUUGGAGGAAGAGAGAGAGAAAGUGAGGAAAACGCUCCCACAGAGGAGCAGGACAUGGGUAAAUAUUCAUUUUAGUUAUUGUUAUUUGUGCACCCAGACAAACAUUUGACAACUUUCUGAGAUUUGCCUUCUUCCUCUUAUCCAAUCAAAUCAGAGGUCACUGAAAAGAUGCCGGUUUCUGAAGGAUUGUAUUGUUUAGUUGGGGGAUUUUGUUUUAUAUACUAGAGACAUGAGACACUGAAGCAAACAGAAUCUUUUUAAAGCCAAGAAGGAAAGUCAUAUUCCAGUGAGUCCCUGCUUGUGGGAUGACAACAGAGAUGUUUCUAAAUCUGCUAUAACUCAUACCGUUUUUCUGUUGAGAGUUUGUGUUUUUUGUGCCUCUUUGGGGUUGUAAAUUCCACGCUCUUUGUAAUAUUGUGAAUAAAUUAAGUUCUCCUUC
Messenger RNA from Monopterus albus (swamp eel), 7975 nucleotides. It is a transcript of the gene shroom1, whose product is annotated as shroom family member 1. Gene Ontology annotation, cellular component: apical plasma membrane; cortical actin cytoskeleton; apical junction complex. The transcript is spliced from 9 exons. Gene Ontology annotation, biological process: actin filament organization. The record is from RefSeq and is a predicted model, not a curated record. Lineage: Eukaryota; Metazoa; Chordata; Actinopteri; Synbranchiformes; Synbranchidae. Bases 835 to 5619 code for a protein of 1594 amino acids. Gene Ontology annotation, molecular function: actin filament binding.